GUGGUAUAAAAGGGGAGAAACUACUGUUAGGUCUUUACAGAACAUUCCCCAGGAAUCAUCUCACAAUGCUCAGGCUUCUUGUAUUGGCUGCUCUUGUCCUUUGCGGAUAUUGUCAUGAGGAUAAUAUCCAAUAUUUGGAAGAAAAUGAAAAUGGACGUGUGGUAGGAGGAAGUAAUGCAGCAAAGAAUGCCUGGCCAUGGCAGGUAUCUCUUCAGUAUCUCUCUGGCAGCAGCUGGUACCACACCUGUGGAGCUUCCCUGAUCCGUGCUAACCGUGUGCUGACUGCUGCUCACUGUGUGGACAGAGUAGUCUCCUUCCGUGUGGCUCUGGGAGAUCACAGCCUCAGUGCUAAUGAUGGCACUGAACAGUACAUUUCCGUGUCUUCCAUCAGGAAGCAUGCCAGCUGGAAUACCAACAAUGUUGCUGCUGGCAAUGAUAUUGCUAUCCUCUGGCUGGCCUCCAGUGCUACCCUGAACAGUUCUGUGAAACUGGCUACACUGCCUGCUAGUGGCGUUACCUUGGCACACAACUACAACUGCGUUGUUACAGGCUGGGGAAGACUCUCCACUAAUGGUGCUGCUGCCACCAUCCUCCAGCAGGUCACUCUGCCCGUUGUUGCCCACGCAACCUGCUCUACUAGUUCCUGGUGGGGCUCCACUGUCAAGACCACUAUGAUCUGUGCUGGUGGUGAUGGAGUCAAAUCUUCCUGCAAUGGUGAUUCUGGUGGACCCCUCAAUUGCUCUGUCAGCGGUGUGUACCAGGUUCAUGGUAUUGUCAGCUUUGGAUCCUCUCUUGGAUGUAACUACUACCAGAAACCAUCAGUGUUUACCAGAGUCUCUGCUUUCACCUCCUGGAUCAGCAGCAACGUCUAAAUGUAUCACACCUUUCUCCCUGUAAAGAAUUCUGCAAACAACAACAAUAAAUAAUAUAUAUAGAAUGUAUAUUAUUGAAUAAGAAUAACAAAUUGCUAAUAAAGAAUUUU
Messenger RNA from Pseudophryne corroboree (corroboree frog), 982 nucleotides. RefSeq names its product chymotrypsin-like elastase family member 1. Lineage: Eukaryota; Metazoa; Chordata; Amphibia; Anura; Myobatrachidae. Gene Ontology annotation, biological process: proteolysis. Bases 66 to 872 code for a protein of 268 amino acids. The record is from RefSeq and is a predicted model, not a curated record. Gene Ontology annotation, molecular function: serine-type endopeptidase activity. The transcript has 8 exons.